Molecule: messenger RNA, 1165 nt
Organism: Cylicocyclus nassatus
Lineage: Eukaryota; Metazoa; Nematoda; Chromadorea; Rhabditida; Strongylidae
Source: the annotation of a GenBank genome assembly
AGGAAAACUUUUUUUUAUGUCGACACUUUACAUAAAAGAGUGCUGCAGGUCACAAAAGCAUUAUACGGAGCUUCAUUGGAAGUUGACCAAAGGUGCCAGGAUGAAGAUCUUCUUGAUUAUUGUCAUGCUGGUGAUCUUUAUGGUUGUGCGAGUGGCCGGCCCUGGUGGGCGACCAUUUCGGACAACACCAUCACCCACUACAACACCUAAAUUAAAAUGGUACGAAUAUCUCUGGCCUGGGAAUUGGAUGCUUUAUGUCAAACGGGAGCAAGAUUAUCUGAAUCUACAAAAUGCGGAAUUCAUCUGCACUCUAUCGUCAGAUUCUUAUGGGAUGUGUAUAUAUGGGCAUAUUUCUAUUCGCAUUAAUCAUGAUAGAACAGAUUUUUUCAAAUCUUCACGUGAAUGCCUACUAUCCAACAUUGACGCCAACUCAAACGAUUUAGAAAGGCAAUGGACCAACUUUCCCUAUUACGUAAACAAAUGUGCCCCAAAAAAUCGUCUACCUGUCCAAGGUUUCUCGAAUACGGACGAAUUAAAGUUUCAUGUAAUGCCGAGAUCGCACACCUCAAAUUCGAUUGAUUGUACCAUUAUCUCGUUGGGAAUCGGUAAAGAUGUCGAAGCAGAGAAGUCAAUGCGGGUCGCAAUGCCAAAUUGCCAAUUUUGGGGUGCUGAUCCGGUAAAUGACACCAAUGCUGAUAUUUUUCCCGAGGUGGGAAAAUUUUACAACAUUGCUGUCGGCGCAGAAAAUGGCUCAUUCCGAUCGUAUAUUCUAGAAGAUAUUUACCGCUAUCAGGAUGUGAAAUAUAUCGAUAUCGCCACGUUCAUACGUAAUUAUGUGAAAAAAUCAGUUAUCGAUCAAAUUAUGAUCGACAUCGAACAUGCUGAAUAUCCUAUGCUACCUUUUCUACUCCAAACUGGACAACUGGCCAAGGAAAGCAUCGUGAUUUGUCAGAUGAAUAUCGAAGUGCAUCGACCGAAUUCGGAACAACUUCGGCAAUUCUUCAAUUUCUAUAAACAACUUAUGCUUGAAGAACAAUGGACAUUAAUGAGCGCUUCUUCCAUUAUAGGACAUUUACGAUUGUUCAUGUUUAACCAUGGAAACCAAGAGUGCCACGACCGUUAUGUGGGAGACAUUUAUGACAGAUCGCUCGCUAACGAAAGUUAA